Messenger RNA from Manacus vitellinus (golden-collared manakin), 1394 nucleotides. It is a transcript of the gene USP39, whose product is annotated as ubiquitin specific peptidase 39. Gene Ontology annotation, molecular function: cysteine-type deubiquitinase activity; zinc ion binding. The coding region runs from base 1 to 1062 and encodes 353 amino acids. Lineage: Eukaryota; Metazoa; Chordata; Aves; Passeriformes; Pipridae. The record is from RefSeq and is a predicted model, not a curated record. The transcript is spliced from 8 exons. Gene Ontology annotation, biological process: protein deubiquitination.
AUGACGGACCCACUUUGGGGAGACCCUACACCCGUGGUGUCCCCUGUCCCCGCAGGCCGCGGGCUGAAGUCCCACGCCUACAUCCACAGCGUGCAGCUGAGCCACCACGUGUUCCUCAACCUGCACACACUCAAGUUCUACUGCCUGCCCGACAACUACGAGAUCAUUGACUCCUCCCUCGAGGACAUCACGUACGUGCUCAAGCCCACCUUCACAGCCCAGCACAUCGCCCACCUGGACAAACAGGCCAAGCUGUCCCGGGCCUACGAUGGCACCACGUACCUGCCGGGCAUCGUGGGGCUCAACAACAUUAAGGCCAAUGACUAUGCCAACGCCGUGCUGCAGGCCCUGUCCAACGUGCCCCCCCUGCGGAAUUACUUCCUGGAGGAGGAGAACUACCGGCGCAUCCAGCGCCCGCCCGGGGACAUCAUGUUCCUGCUGGUGCAGCGCUUCGGGGAGCUCAUGAGGAAGCUCUGGAACCCCAGGAACUUCAAGGCUCACGUGUCGCCCCACGAGAUGCUCCAGGCUGUGGUGCUCUGCAGCAAGAAGAACUUCCAGAUCACCAAGCAGGGGGAUGGGGUGGAAUUCCUGUCGUGGUUCCUGAACGCUCUGCACGCGGCGCUGGGCGGCACCAAGAGGAAGAAGAAGAGUGAGAAGGGGGUGUGGGCUCUGAGAAGGGGUUUGGAAGCGUCUGGGGAGGGGGGUGUCUGUGCAUCUGGAGGGGGUUUGGAGGCAUCUGGAGGGGUCUGUGGGGGCUCCCCUGCCCCCCUGAGGGCACGUGGGGUGCCCAGGAACGUGGACCUGCGGGAGUACCUGUCGGAGGAGGUGCAGGCGGCGCACGCUCACACCACCUACGACCUCAUCGCCAACAUCGUGCACGACGGGAAGCCCUCGGAGGGCUCCUACCGCAUCCACGUCCUGCACCACGGCACAGGGAAGUGGUACGAGCUGCAGGACCUGCAGGUGACCGACAUCCUGCCACAGAUGAUCACCCUGUCCGAGGCCUACAUCCAGAUCUGGAAACGGCGCGAGGAAGAUGAGACAAACCAACAAGGGGCCUGAGACCCCCUGGGGACACCCAGAGACCCCCUUGGGAUCACUCCCAGUCCCUUGUGGAGAUGCAGAGACGCCUUUGGGGACACCCCAGGCUCCCUUGGGGACAUCCAGAACCCCCCUGGAAGCAACAACAGCCGUCUCUGGGACACCCCAAGAUCCCCUUGGGGACACCCAGAGAGCCCCGGGGACACCCUGAGCCCCUUGGGGACACCCAGAGAGCCCUGGGGACACCUAGGUCUCCUUGGGAUCACCCAUAACCCCUCCAGGGACACCCCCAAACCCCUUGGUGUGUCUCUCCCCACCCCAAAUAAAUGCCACCCACUUAUUUUUGUAGCUCA